CCUCCACCGCCAGGGGGCGUGCGCGGCUUCCCGGCGGCGUGGGCCCAUUGGUCGCGGCGGGGAAGCGGGGAGGAGGCCCAGCGGCGAGCUGGCUUCCUCCUGGCCACUCGCGGGGGUGAGGGGAAGCCGGAGGAGCCCGGGAGGAAGCGGAGGAGGGAGCGGGAGGCGGCGGCGUUGGGUCCCGUCGGCCUCCGGCAGGACUGACAGCUGAGAAGCCGGAAGGCAGGCGCGCGCGGCGGAGAGGCGGGCGGGAGGCCGGAGGUUAUUUAAUGAGAAGUGCCAUAGACUGAAAAACGAAACAUGAGGGUAGCAGGUGCUGCAAAGUUGGUGGUAGCCGUGGCAGUAUUUUUACUGACAUUUUAUGUUAUUUCUCAAGUAUUUGAAAUAAAAAUGGAUGCAAGUUUAGGAAAUCUAUUUGCAAGGUCAGCAUUGGACACGGCAGUGCGUUCUACAAAACCUCCCAGAUAUAAAUGUGGAAUCUCAAAAGCUUGCCCUGAGAAGCAUUUUGCUUUUAAAAUGGCAAGUGGAGCAGCCAAUGUGGUGGGACCCAAAAUCUGUCUGGAAGACAAUGUUUUAAUGAGUGGCGUUAAGAAUAACGUUGGAAGAGGGAUCAAUGUUGCCUUGGCAAAUGGAAAAACAGGAGAAGUAUUAGACACCAAAUAUUUUGACAUGUGGGGAGGAGAUGUGGCCCCAUUUAUUGAGUUUCUGAAGUCCAUACAAGAUGGAACAAUAGUCUUAAUGGGAACAUAUGAUGAUGGAGCAACCAAACUCAAUGAUGAGGCACGGCGGCUCAUUGCUGAAUUGGGGAGUACCUCUAUUACUAAUCUUGGUUUUAGAGACAACUGGGUCUUCUGUGGUGGGAAAGGCAUCAAGACGAAAAGCCCCUUUGAACAGCACAUCAAGAACAAUAAGGACACAAACAAGUACGAAGGAUGGCCCGAAGUUGUCGAGAUGGAAGGAUGCAUCCCCCAGAAGCAAGACUGAUGUAGAGGAAGUUGAAGGAGACGCACUUUCAUUAUUAAUGGCAGAGCUGUGACAGAGGAGCUAUGUGUACAUACUUUAAGAGCAUGCAGCCAUCUCGGUGUGUGCAUGAGCAUUAGCCCUUUUGAUAUCAGGAUUAUUUAUUGCUAACGUAAAUAGAUGCCUUUGUAAAUAGUCAUCAUAAUGAGCAAAUCACUGAACCAUUUCUAAGCACAUUUCCAUAAUAAUAGUACAGUGGUUAGACUGCUACAGUAAUGACAUCCUUUAAUUCUAAAAGCAUACCCGAUGGAUAACUGAACCGAUUGUGAAAAAUAUAUUGAUAUGUAUACUGGUUGCUGUGAAAACCUAUCAUGGAAUAAUUUGGAUUUUAGGGAGGAGACUUUGUUUUCUUUUAUACACAUAUAUACAUACACGUAUAUAUGUAUGUAUAUAUGUAUGUAUAUAUAUUGCUUUUUAAUGAUAGUAUCUUUUAAAUUAAAAAGAUAUUUGGCUAGUUGUGUGUGUAAUGUUACUUUACAGUCUGACUCUCUGCUCUUUUUCCUUAAGUCUUUCUCUUCUCUUCCCAAAAAACCUAGAAAUAAAUGAAAACCUGUAUCAGAUAUGUGAAAAGCACAACAGAAUUCUUUUUUUUAAUGUACACAGUAAAAAAGUAAAUAUGUAAAUGUAGAUGGUAUUCAGGACUGUAGUUUGCUGGGUUUCGUGUUAGCGGUGUGAAUAACGACUUCGCAGAAGCUGCUUAGAGUGAGGCUGGGGGUGGCAGCCCCACGGAACUAGGGAAGCUGGCCGCGUCCCUUCCCUGUCCCAACCAGGUAGUGCAGGACAGCCAUGGCAGUAUAUUUAGAGCAACACUGGCAUAGAUUUCCCUCUUGAACUGUUGUCAGCAUUGACCAUGCGGUUUAGAAAAAGGCAUACUUUAAUAUCGCAGUUAUUUUGAUGGUCAACCAAGAAAUAAUUCUGUAUUCACUUCGUCUAACUUCAUAAUAGCAGUUUUGCCUGAAGAUAUAAGGACUUAGAAAAGUCGUAAUUACUGAGUGGAGUGAUACCAUUUAAAAAAUAAUUUUAUUGGACCUCAGAUGACUUCAUACCCAAUUCUACAUAAAAUUUUGUUAACUUAAGAUAUUAACUAAAUGAUUCAAUGUGUGUGUGUGUGUGUGUGUGUGUGUGUGUGUGUCCACAUACACACACACACACACUUUAAGGGCGUUAAAUACCUAUUGUGCAUGAAAUACGUUAAACUGGAACAUAAAUUAAUGAUCAAACUGCUAUUCACAAUAAAAGGCAACACUUAAAUUUUGAAUAUAAUUUUAGAUGACUUGUAUAAAAAAACUAAAGGCAGUAUUUUUAUUUUGCUGUAAGCCAACUUGGAGACUAUUAGCUAUUUCUUAAAUAUUAAUGAGCUUUGGGGUACUGGUUCUUCUCAAACUGAAUGUAAUUCAAGAAUAAAUGCACCUUAUACGUUUAUAGAAUUUUUGUAAACUUUUCAGAUUUCUGGUGCUCAUAUGCAAAAUCACAUUCAGCAUGUAUAUUUUGACAUUUAAAAUACUUCCCUAGAUUAUGUCAAUCAAAAGAAUAGCUCUUUUCCAGUUCCAGGGAUGGUGAAUUGAUGUUGCAUUUUUUGCAUUGUUGGGUGUUGUUGUAUUAUCUGGCCAAAAAACAUACCUACAAAACUUCACAUUAGUGUUUGUCAAGCAUUUAUUGUACUGCUCAACAUGGAACGUUUAAGACAUUCCUAUGCUUAAACACACUGAUAUCCUCAGGAUAUACGUAUAGAAUUUAAGUACCCAGAUGGCAAGACCUCCCUUUCAAGGUGAAAAGUAUAAGAUGGUAGCUUUGUGAAGCUGUGCAGAAUGUCAUAAGGAGGGAUAAAGAUUGGUUCUGUGGCAGUUUCGGUGCAGUUUGCUUUUGUUUCAGUUCACGUAUAGAUGGUGCCAACUUUAGAAGCAAUAAUUUUCCCACGUUUCAUUUUCAGAUCUCUUGUAAAAGUCUGCAUUGUAAAUGUAACAAUGUUCAUUUGAUGUUGAGAAUUUUCUUUAUUAAAAUCAGAAAUUUGGCAUUGA
Molecule: messenger RNA, 3038 nt
Organism: Leopardus geoffroyi (Geoffroy's cat)
Lineage: Eukaryota; Metazoa; Chordata; Mammalia; Carnivora; Felidae
Gene: FAM3C
Product: FAM3 metabolism regulating signaling molecule C
Exons: 10
Coding region: 301-984 (227 amino acids)
Source: RefSeq, a predicted model, not a curated record